AUGGCGCCCUCCAAGCGCAAGGCCACCGCGCCGCCCCAAACCUCACGCAUCAACGGCGACCCAAAAACCGACAAGAAGCGCAAAACCACCACCGAUGCCCCUCUUCCCACCAACCCCAACGCCUCCCUGGAUCCCCUCAAGACACCACAUCCCUUCUACAAAGACUCCGAAACCCACGGCAUCGUCCUCCGCAAGUUUUACCCUUCGGAAAUGUCCAACGCGCGAGCCCAAGCCUACAACAACAAUGAGCUGCCCCGGCCCAUCGAAACCCUCUACGCCGCACUAGCCGAGACCGCUGCCCUGCGCAAGUCCUUACCAGUCCGCCAAGCGGUAGUCCACUGGUUCAAGAUGGAUCUCCGACUACAUGACAACCGCUCUCUCUGGCUAGCCAGUCAGAAAGCUCAAGAAGCGGGUGUGCCGCUGAUCUGUCUUUACGUUUUGAGUCCGGAAGAUCUGGAGGCGCAUUUGAGGGCUCCCAUACGGGUGGAUUUCAUGCUGAGAACGUUGGAGAUCUUAAAGAGGGACUUGGAGGCGUUGGGCAUUCCGUUGUGGAUUGAGACCUAUGAAGUUGAUGAGCUCAGGAGGGAGGCUAGGCUUGUCAAGAUUUUCGCAGAGGGUGACGAAAAGAUGGUAGCGGAAGUAGUGCACGACACCUGCGUCGUCAUGCCCGGCGCCCUGAAAAGUGGCAGCGGAGGCCAAUACGCCGUCUACAGCCCUUGGUAUCGAGCAUGGAUCAAGCACGUGGAGGAAAACCCUGACUGCUUGGAAAUCUACGAGAAGCCUUUACCAAACCCACCCUCUACAAAAUCCAAGUACGCGCACCUCUUCACCUGUCCCAUCCCCCCAGCUCCCGAGAACAAAAAUCUACCAGACAACGACGAAACCAAAGCCCGCUACCGCGCCCUCUGGCCAGCAGGAGAGCACGAAGCGCUCAAACGAUUACACAAAUUCUGCGACGAGAAUAUCGGCAAGUACGCCGAGCGGCGCGACAUUCCUUCUGUGGAAGGCGGGACGAGUAAAUUGUCGGUGCACUUUGCUUCGGGAACGCUGAGUGCCAGGACGGCGAUACGCGCGGCGAGGGAUAGGAAUAAUACGAAGAGGCUGAAUGGGGGGAAUGAGGGCAUUCAGAGGUGGAUUAGCGAGGUGGCGUGGAGGGAGUUUUAUAGGCAUGUUUUGGUGGGGUGGCCUUAUGUUUGUAUGAACAAACCCUUCAAACCCCUCUACUCCAACAUCACCUGGUCCUACAACCCCACGCACUUCCACGCUUGGACUUCGGGACAGACAGGCUACCCGAUAAUCGACGCCGCCAUGCGCCAAGUCCUAUCAACAGGCUUCAUGCCCAACCGGCUGCGCAUGAUCGUCGCCAGCUUCCUUGCAAAGGACUUGUUAAUAGACUGGCGCAUGGGCGAGCGGUAUUUCAUGGAACAUUUGAUUGAUGGCGACUUUGCUUCGAAUAAUGGCGGGUGGGGGUUCGCGGCUAGUGUGGGGGUUGAUCCGCAGCCGUAUUUUAGGGUGUUUAAUCCGCUUUUGCAGAGUGAGAAGUUUGAUGAGGGGGGGGAGUAUAUUAGGCGGUGGGUGGAGGAACUUAGGGAUUUGGAAGGAGGGAAACUUGGGGGGAAGGGAGGGUGGAUUCAUGAUCCUUAUGGACGGGAGGGGAGGAAAUAA
Sordaria macrospora k-hell is the source of this 1665-nucleotide messenger RNA. NCBI's taxonomy places the organism in Eukaryota, Fungi, Ascomycota, Sordariomycetes, Sordariales, Sordariaceae. The record is from RefSeq and is a predicted model, not a curated record.